Messenger RNA from Teleopsis dalmanni, 6353 nucleotides. RefSeq names its product polycomb group protein Psc (gene Psc). Gene Ontology annotation, cellular component: PRC1 complex. Bases 553 to 5655 code for a protein of 1700 amino acids. NCBI's taxonomy places the organism in Eukaryota, Metazoa, Arthropoda, Insecta, Diptera, Diopsidae. Gene Ontology annotation, molecular function: metal ion binding; promoter-specific chromatin binding. Gene Ontology annotation, biological process: negative regulation of transcription by RNA polymerase II. The record is from RefSeq and is a predicted model, not a curated record. The transcript is spliced from 5 exons.
AAGCACUCAAAAUUAAAUAUAAGGAAAGCAUUAUAUCCGUAUAUAUAUAAUUAAGCUACUGCAGCAGCAAUAACACAGAGCGCCCUCAUUCAAAUCAACUCAACUUCAAGUACGCGCCUCAAUACUCCGUAUAUACAAAGAAAAAAUAUUUAAAGUGAAAUACAAAAAAAAAACGAACUCUCAAACAACAUUGGACAAUUAUAUAGCUUAUUUACAAGCGCACUCACUUAUGUGUACCAACAACGUGUAUGAGUGCACCAGUGUAUUCCUGUUCUGAGUAACAGGAGAGUUGCUUGCUGCGCGUCGAUAAUAUGUAAUGUGCGCGAAUGAAAAGGCCUCUUUGUAUAAAUAAACAUAAGUUACUCACAACUGAGAGUUUCUCAGCUGAUACAUAUGCAUAGUAAACGAGCAAAUAUAUAAGCAGUCUGCGGUAUAUACAUGAGUGUGUAGUAGAAUUGAGCGUAUUUUGUUGCAGACGACGUAUUAUUUAUUUCAACAAAGACGGUUGAAGUGUACGGUCGAUGUUGCAGUGCGUGCGGAACUGCGUUGAAAAUGGCACCAGAGCCUUUACCAGGCACAACGCCAUUGUUGGCGUCCAGUACACAUAAAUCCGAUAUGCAUUUGUCAUCCGCUGCCACUUCAAACGGUGAUAGUUGUAAGGUUAAAGUAUCUAAUAAAUCGCGUAAUGCAGACGCACUUGAAAGAAUACCAAAUAAACAAACGUUAAAGCAACAAAAACAUACCAUAAACACUACCGUUAAGGACAAAGAAAUCAAACAAAAUUCCAAUAAUAAUAAUAACAACAACAACAAUAAUAACAACAAAUGCAAUGGAAUGCAAAUGUCUAUGGCAAUUUCUUCAUCAAUAUGUGAAGUUCGACAGCAGCCAGACAACGUCGCUGCUGCUACGAAUGCAAGUGCCAAUGAAAGGCUAAUACAAAUGCAAAUUUACAAUAAAAGCAACAACAACAACAACAACAACAAGAAAAACAGCUCUAUUAACAACAAUAACAACAACAGCAAGAACCAUAGCAAGACUGUCAAUGCAGUAAGUAAUAAUGGAACAACUAGCACCAACGACGCUAUAAGAAACGGUAUUAGUAAUUCCGCUGCCGCUGCCCCUGUUACUGCUGCUGUUGUUAAGAUUGACGAUGCUGCCACUGCCACUGCUAAGGCUAGUACUGAAAAUAAUAUUAUUGUAGAUAUAAAAGAAGAGUGUGGUGCAGAGAAUGUUAUGAUUAAAACGGAAGAAGAAAGUGUGGAGUGUAGUCAAGAAACAGUUGUUGCUGACAAGGAGAAUGAAAUCGAAUCAAAUUCAACUGACAGUAAUAUUUUUGCCAAACCGAAACCAGUGUUGUUAAGCGCUGUAAAUCCUAACAUAAUAUGCGGUCUAUGUAAGGGCUAUCUUAUAGAUGCAACAACUAUUGUAGAAUGUUUACAUUCGUUUUGCCACAGUUGCCUAAUUCAACAUUUGCGCAUGGAACAAUAUUGUCCUCGUUGUGAAAUGAUAAUAAAUACAGCAAAACCAAAUAUCAAACCUGAUACUACUCUUCAAGCUAUAGUCUAUAAAUUGGUGCCGGGUUUAUAUGAGAAGGAACUACUUCGUAAGCGAGCUUUUUAUAAGAAUCGUCCAGAGGAUGCUGCACUUGCUACGCCGGAACAAAGAGGCGAUGAUAUAGAACAUUUAAUUUUUAAUCCAUCUGAUAGCAUGUCUCUGUCAUUGGAAUAUGCUGAUAGAGAAGAGUUGGUAGACACCAGUGCUACAUAUAAUGAACUGCUGAAGCCCCGAUUCAUACAAUGUCCUGCUAUGUUUACUGUUAGUCAUUUGAAAAAGUUUGUCCAUGGAAAAUUCGAAAUAGAUCCAAACAGAUUCAGCAUAGAUAUCAUGUAUAAAGUAAAAACUAUAGUUUUAUUAGACCACUACACACUGAUCGAUGUUGCUUAUAUUUACACAUGGAAACGAGAUGCUCCGAUGAAAUUCUUUUUCCGUGUAAAACAAUCACUUAAAAAAAUUACAAAAUCCAAGAAGGUAUGCAUUGUCGAGCCCAAAUUAGAAACUACGGAUGUUGCAUUUCACACUGAUAAUGUUAUGACUGUUGUACAUGCACCAUCAAAUACGAUUGUGGAAUCAACCGAAAUAAAAGUUGAAGACGAUGUUGAAGCAAAUGAUAAAAGACCAAAAUCAGUCGAAAAAAAGCACUUUGAAAUAGUUCCUCAAUUGAAUACUGCCAAUAACAUUAACAAUAAAUCUGAUCACAAUCCUAGUGUCGAUAAAUUAAAGAUUACAUUAGUCAGUAAAUCUGUAAAAGAGAAGCAAUUACCUGUAGUGCCUAAAUCACCGAAAUCUCCCAAAUCACCGAAAUCUCCAAAAUCCCAAACACAUACGAAGGAGAAGCACUCAAAAGAGAAAGAAAAGAAAGAGAAUGACAGCUCAACAGCUGUAAAUAAACCGGAGCGUAAAGUUGAAAAUAUUAAACUUAAAAUUGAUCUAUCAAAACAGAAUAGUGUAACGAUAAUCAAUAUGUCACAUCCAGAACGGAAAGAAAUCACUACAAAAUCUGUUAAACCAGAAAAAGAAUGGAAAGUUAAACAUAAAAAAGACAAAGAUGGCAACUCAAAAUCAUCUCCUCAUAGUGAGCGUAAACAUAAAACACCUAGUCCAUUGACCGUUCCACCCUUGACUAUUAAAGCGGAACGCAUAAGUCCAACAACAAAAGUAAGCCCUAAUACUCAAAAACAGAGCAGGAUAUUAGAACAUCCAAGUCCUAUACCAAGUUUAGAAGAAGAUCAGAAAUCACAGUUUCUGAAGUCAUUUUCUUUGACACCAACUAAAUCCAUUAAUAUGAAAAAGGAUACAAAGCAAUCGUCCACUCCUACCACAAACUGUAUGGAUAAACUAAAAACCUCAAUAACAACUGCAUUAAAUGGUACGUUAAAUAAAGUAAAUGGAGUCGAAAUGCUAAAAUGUUCAUCAGCUUCAAAACGCAAAAGUAAGGAACCAGUCAAAGCAAUAGCAAAGAAAUCAAAACUAUCUCCCCCAUUACCAAACGAUGAUUUUAAAAUUAAACUGCCACCUUUACCAGUCAACAAUAAUAACAAUGAUGUAUUUAAAACUCCAGCACCACCGGCUGCUUUAAAAUCAUCCAUACCAAAUGGCAUUUCCAGCAAUGAUAAGUUAGCUGCCCAAUCUGCAGCUUCGCAAAUUAUGCGUCCACCACAUAGUUUGCCCAAAAAAUCCGCUAAGAGUAUGAAUAAAUCUCUAGGUUCUGCUUCAAUGACUCCAAACCAUAGGCAGGGUAUACAACCUGCGCCACCGGGUAACCGCACACCUAUAGCCAAACGGUAUCAACCAAUAUUGCCGAAAGCUGCACGUCCAAAUCCAUUUGCAAACAUUCCAAAUGAAGUUAAUAAAAUACUCAAAGAAGCAGGUACUGAAAUAAAAUCAGUUGUCAAUGAUGUCUUGCCAAAAGUAUAUGGUCCUAAACCCGAUCAAACAACAAUGGGUCCACCACCAUUGCCAAACCUACAAAACAAUGCAAAUCAAACAAUCACUAAUCGAACCCCACACGCACAAAAGUCUAACAAACAGAACAACUCCAAUGCAAAACCUAAUAACUCAAACAACUAUUUAAACUUAGCGCUUUUUAAUGCUUCAAAAUCAAAAGGUAAUGAAGUACCACCUGGUUGCCGUACUCCCAUGUACACACCUAAUUCACCGAUUUACUCACCAAGCUCACCACAAUAUGUGCCGAAUUACAACAUUCCCACUGUGCCUACGUAUAAGUACACACCCAAGCCUUCCAAUGCAACAAACUACUUACAAAACAUACUAGGAAACAAUAACCAAAUGGCUAACUUGUUUCCAAUACCACCAACUAAGAAAGACAAUUCUUCAGCCCACCCUAUACAAUCAAAAGCCAAAAAUGAUGUGCAGCCGCUAAAAAGAGCUUAUCCAUUUGCAAAAAGUCCUAGCCCAAUUGAAGACCCGCCCGAGAAGCAAUUAAAGGUUAAAUCACUACUGAACUCUUGUAAUAUAAAUAUACCGUCUUCUCUAUCAAUAACUAUUACAAGAGAAGAUUCUGAAUCACCAUCAAAUAACGCAUCAUAUCCAAAACAUAAGAAUCCAGUUAACAACUAUAUCGAAAUCCUCAAACUGCCUGAUCAACCGGCAGACAAUAGCGAUAUUAAUAAACGCUUAUCGCCACCAAUUCCUAAAAUAAAUCCCACUAUGAAUAACUCGGACAUCCAUGUACCUACAUCAAUAGCCCAAAUGUUCAACUCAGCCAAGUUGAAUACAAGUUUUAAUAAAAAUUCAUCUCACGCUCAAAUGCAUAUGGGCGGUGCAUAUCAAAAAGGCAAUUUGAACAUGUACAAUUCCAGUAUCUCUAACAAAAUGACCACUCCGCUACCAAACGUCAAUGGGACUAAGACAAGUGAUAAUAAUCAGCCUAAAUUGAAUACGUCGUCCAAUACUACCAAAACACAAAAUCAAAAACCAACACAUAUACCACCACUUCAGCUCGAUAAAAAGACGCCCAGCCCCGAGAAGAAACAGCAAUCUCAAUCAAACAGUACUGAUGUUUCACCAUCACAUGAAAAAUCUCCAAAGUCACCAAAUGACCCUGCAGUACAAUCAAGUAAAAAGUUCCGUCCGAUAUUGCCACGUCAAAAUCCGCUGCCACUAUCAGAAGUCAUACCACCAAAAGUAACCACUGCGAAUGUAAUUGGUACUUACUCAUCGCCCAGUGGUAUAGCCGUCAAAAUACACGCCAAUAAAAAAGUGCUGCCUACAAAAAAAUCACCAGGUGGUCAACAACAGCAGCAACAUAUAAAUCAACAACUGAACCACCAACACCUUACAAAAUCACAAACACAAGUGAACAAAACAACGACUCCUCCACUAAGCUCACCUAAUAAUACAAUGCCACUAAAAAUAUCUUCACCAACAAAAUCUCCGAGUGCAAAAAAUACAAUACCAAAAGCUACAAAAACUGCAGCACAGUCACCACUUCAACCGCCAACUAAUGCAAUUAAUAAACUUGUACCACCACACCCAGGUAUAGGUGCAAUACCAAACCUGCCAUUGCCCAUGCCAACAAUGGCCGCCGGCAUGCCACCACAUCUCGGCGUAGCCACUGCAGCGGCAGCAGCAAAUACGCCAGGUAAUGCAACCAACCCAAACGAAUUGUCCAAGUUCAUUAAAGAUAAUAUAUUGCGGGCGCAAGUACAGGCAGCAGCAGCCGCCACUCAAUCCAACAUGUUCUACUCCUACGCCAAUGCGGCUGCAUUGGGUCAAAUGGGCCAAUUUCCACCGGCUUUGUACCAGCAAGCCUUUAUCAUGGAUCAAUUGUCGCGCAUGCAACGCACUGACGCAUUUAACGAAUACAUGCAAAAACUGAAGAACAACGUGGAGAAAACAGAAACCACACCACAACGCACAAACGAAAACAGUCAAAAGAAUUCGAACCCGAAUUCGAACUCAAACUCGAAUUCAUUAACAUCUACUGCAACAUCAUUAUUAACGUCAUCAUUAUCAUCUAGUCCAAAGGCAAUGUCAACACCAAAUAACACAGCUGCUGCUGCUGCUUCAAAAGGCAAAACGACAUCGGCAACUACAACAACAAACACUACUGCUUCAAUUUCCAAAGCAAAGUAAAAAAGAAUGAGAGAGGAGAACUGAAUGAAUGAGUGAAGAAAGGAAAAUAUAGGACAGGAGGGCCAGGAGGGAAGUAGGAAAGCGAAGUAAAGUAAGCUACGCUCACGGAAUUUAAUUCCAUUUUAGAAAGACAUACAUAUUCCUUACUAAGUAUUUAAUAUUAGCACACCCCACCACACAUCAACUUUUGUUAAGUUUAUUAAUUAUUAAUUAGGUUUAUUUUAUUAUAAGUUUAUUUUAUUUAAAUAGAACUUCUUAUUUUUAUAAUUUAACGCUAGUGCCUAAGUAUGAAGAAAAUAAAAGAAUUCGAGUAUAAAGAUAAUUAAGAUACAGCAAACACGAUCAUGAUCGCGAUCGCAAUCGCGAAGACACAAUCACGAUUACGAUUACGAUCGAAUGUAAAUUAGCUGAGUUAACUGGCUAACCUGUUCUGUUAUUUUUUUAAUUGUUAUUUUUGUUGUUUAUAUUUUGUAGGAUUUUCAGCGAAUAGUAUUCGAAUAGAAUUAGAAUUCAUUUCAUUUCUGCUCAUUUGUGUGUUUGCUUUAACAUUUUUAAUGUAAAUAAAUAAAUAUAGAAACAAUAAAUAAUGUACAUAUGAAUAAUAAAUACUGCUUAAGUAAGAAGUAAAUAAGUUAGUAACUGUGUAAAUCGUAUAUACAAAAACCCAAGCUUAAUAAGUCGACACAUACAUACACACU